AUGACGAAUCGACAAUACUCCGACUGGUCAUCAGCUCCAGCAUUGACCACACAUGGAAGUCAUUCAUCGAUCGAACGCACUGUCUGGACAGAAGAUGAUAAUGAUCGAAUUAAUCAAAAUAAGACGUCCUCUACCUGGUGUUAUUGUUUUAAAUACUGUAUUGUUGGAUCAUUAAUCGCUAGAAUAGGUUUAGCUAUUAUACUCACAUUCUGGUUGACAUCAAAAACAGCAGGAACCGAAACAUUAAUUGUAACAACAUCAUCCCCUAGUGCAUCAAAUAGCUUAUUUGCAUCAACUUCAAUUUCUGCUUCAUCCAAUACGCCAUUAGCAUCAGCCUCAAUUUCUGCUUCAACCAACACACCAUCCGCAACAACAUUACCUUCAUCAUCUUCAUUAGCAUCAAUAUAUGAUGCUAGUAAUGUUCAGCUACUAAACAAUGGAGAUUUUUCUGCGUCAUCUGGAUCAACACCAACAAAUUGGGUUAAAUGUCCAGAUUUCGGACAAGUUAAUUCUACAUGUAAUGCCAUCACUUCUGUUGCAUGUUAUAUCAUCUCAACUCAGGGUGGUUCAAUUUCGCAGUCGUUCUCAGUCGUAUCUGGUACAAAUUAUACUGUUGAAUUUGAUCUCUAUCAUGUUUCUACAGUUGGGAAUGCUGGAGGAUUCACUUUAGAUGUCGCUGCUGUCUGA
Messenger RNA from Adineta steineri, 687 nucleotides. The record is from the annotation of a GenBank genome assembly. NCBI's taxonomy places the organism in Eukaryota, Metazoa, Rotifera, Eurotatoria, Adinetida, Adinetidae.